Mugil cephalus (flathead mullet) is the source of this 666-nucleotide messenger RNA. RefSeq names its product gamma-crystallin M3-like. The transcript has 3 exons. The coding region runs from base 101 to 637 and encodes 178 amino acids. Gene Ontology annotation, biological process: lens development in camera-type eye; visual perception. Gene Ontology annotation, molecular function: structural constituent of eye lens. The record is from RefSeq and is a predicted model, not a curated record. Lineage: Eukaryota; Metazoa; Chordata; Actinopteri; Mugiliformes; Mugilidae.
CCAACGUCUUUCUUUUACAUUGAGUCGGUAUAAAAGUACCCAACAGGACGAUGGGAAUACACAGCAGUCACAGCUCAUCCAGAAGAACAACCACAAGAUCAUGACCAUGGGCAAGAUCAUCUUCUACGAGGAAAGGAAUUUCCAGGGUCGCCACUAUGAGACCAGCAGCGACUGUGCUGAGCUGACCUCCUUCCUGAGCAGGUGUCACUCCUGCAGGGUACAGAGCGGCUGCUUCAUGGUCUACGACCGCUCCAACUACAUGGGCAACCAGUACUUCAUGAGGAGGGGCGAGUAUGCCGACUACAUGAGCAUGAUGGGAAUGAGGGACUGCAUUAGGUCUUGCCGCAUGAUUCCCAUGCACAGAGGAUCCUACAGGAUGAGGAUCUAUGAGAGGGAGAACUUUGGAGGUCAGAUGUACGAACUGAUGGAUGACUGUGACAACAUUAUGGACCGCUACCGCAUGUCUGACUGCAUGUCCUGCAACGUAAUGGACGGCCACUGGCUGAUGUAUGAGCAGCCCCAGUACAGAGGCAGGAUGAUGUACAUGAGGCCCGGCGAGUACAGGAGCUUCAGGGACAUGGGAUACAGCGGCAUGAGGUGGAUGAGCAUGAGGCGCAUCAUGGACUCCUACUAUUAAACUCUACUAAAUAAAGAUUAUAAACAGUA